AUUCACAUCCCCUCACAGACUUGCUCUCCGCCUCAGUCAAGUCAGGAGUGGCCCUCUAAUAUCUUGCCAGAGAGGACUUUGGGAAGGUCUUAAUGCGUUACCAACAAGGCUUGUCUCCACUGUGACACUGCCAUUGUGUUGACACUCACGCUAGGUAACGAAGAGGAACGGAUGGCAAUGAAGGGAGGCAUCCUUUUCCUGCUCUCCUUGACUCUUGCCAUGGAGUCAGGACUGGGUCAAAAUCACAGCCACACAAUGACCAGAGAAAAGAGGGAACUACUGUAUCGAUCUAAGAGAAGAUGGGUCCUAUCGACUAUUGAAAUACAGGAGGAGAGUCCUGGACCAUAUCCAAGGGAGGCAACAACGUUGCAUAAUGACAAAAAGAUCUACGACCAUCACUUUUUCCGUAUCUCUGGAAUGGGUGUGGACAAGGAGCCUGUGGGUGUGUUCACCAUUGACAAAAAAACAGGAGUUGUCAUGGUACAUAAAGCCAUCGACAGGGAACAGUACAACUUCUUUCAUAUACAAUUUGAUGUUAUCGAUGAAAACACCGAUGUAGCAGUGGACAAGACCUUGGCCUUUGACAUUGCUAUACAGGACAUCAAUGACAAUUACCCAAGAUUUGAGCCGCCUCACAUCAAAGUCUCUGUGAGUGAAGACUUUCCAGAAGGUGGACUGCCUGUCAACCUGCAGACAUUUGACAGUGAUGAGGAAGGCAAUGACAACUCCCUGGUGACCAUGAGUGUAGUUUCUCAGGAACCAGCUUCUCCUAAGUUCUCCUUACAGCCAGUUCCAAACACCAAGAUGCAACAGCUGACCUUCGCUGGAUGUUUUGAUUAUGAUAAAAUCAAAGAGUACAAAGUGAUUAUUCAAGGGAAAGAUAAUGGAACACCGUCGCUGUCUACAACGUCAACUAUCACUCUGGACAUCACAGAUGCUAAUACUCACCUCCCCGUUUUCACCAAAACAACUUAUUCUACCUCAGUGCUAGAGAUGGAAACAAAGGAAAUCCUGAGAAUUCAGGUGACAGAUAAGGAUGAACCCAACACACCAGCCUCUCGCCCCGUUUUUACGAUCCUGAAGGGGAAUGAGGACGGAAACUACAUGAUUCUAACAGACCCUAAAACUAACGAAGGAGUUCUAAGUGUUGUUAAGGGGAAGGAUUAUGAGAGGACAGCACUGGUUCAACUCGAGGUGGCUGUGGAAAAUGAGGUACCUCUCUUCGUAUGUAGAGAUGGGGUUGUGGUAGAUCCAAAGACUCUGCCACCACCACAGACCGUAAGUGUAGAUGUCCAAGUGGUGGACGUCAAUGACCCGCCACAGUUUGACAAAACACUUGAACGCGCAUUUGAGAAAGAAGAGGUGCCCCCAGGACUGACGCUUUACAAGCCCAAGGUGACUGACGAGGAUUCUGACGAUGACAAAAUCAGGUUUGAACUGGUAGAAGAUCAUGCAGACUGGUUGUCCAUCGAUGAGAAGACUGGGGUUGUCACUUCAGUGAAAACGAUGGAUCGAGAGUCAAAAUAUGUCCAUAACAGUAUCUACACAGUGAAAGUCUUGGCCAUAGAUGAUGGGAAGCCUCCCGAAACAGGCACAAGUACUCUUCAGAUUGUUUUGGGAGAUAUCAAUGAUAAUAAGCCACACUUGGUCACCAAAGACACUGUGCUCUGCAGUCACAAGGACCGCGUGCCUGUGAAUGCCUGGGACUGGGAUAUUCCUCCAUAUUCCGGACCGUUCUCUUUUGCUUUUAGGGGGGACAACGUGGAAGAUUUGAAGACGAAAUGGAAAUUGUUCCCCACCACGGGCGAAAACAUCACCCUUGUGAGCUUGACAACCUUGGCGUAUGGCAACUACACCAUUCCUCUGCUGAUGGAGGAUCAGCAGGGUGUAGAGGGAGAGGACGAGAUUACGGUGGUUGUGUGUGACUGCGCUGGGGGGACCGAGUGCCGCGGCCCUCUGCCCACCACCAGCCAGCUGGGGGGACCGGGCAUCGGGACCCUGAUCGCUGGACUGUUGCUGCUGUUGUUGCUGCUGUUGCUGUUCCUAUUCUGCCAUUGUGAGGGGAAGAAGUUUGAGCCUUUGAACAUGCAGGACGAGGGCCACCAAACGCUCAUCAAGUACAACGAGGAGGGAGGUGGCACCGCCAGCAAGGCGGAGCCGACUCUGAUCCGCAGUCCCACUACCUAUGUCAAGACUGUGACAGUGACCGAUGGGCUCAAACAAGCAGCCAUACCGCUUCCUCAGGUUUCCACCAACACCUACCAGGUUGAAACCCAAGAGACCAGUGGUAUGAUGCGAGGUCAUCAGGCAUCAGGCAUGCAGUACUCUUCAAAUGGGAUGGGGCAGAUGGGGCAGGUCUCUCAAGCCAACAACAGCUUCAGGCGGAGCACGAUGCAACAAACAUGGAACUCCAGCACAAUGAACAGGACUGGCACAAUGAGAACUGGGUUUUCCAGAUCCAUUAGCUGCACUGACCGCUACAUUGCAGACCACAUUGACAGAAGACUCUAUGAGAUCGGCGAGGAGCAGGUGGAUUACCCAGGAUGCUCCCUGCAUGAGUAUGCCUACGAGGGGAAUGGGAGCAGGUGCCAGUCACUGGACGCGCUUUCGUUUGACGAUUUGGAGGACAGCACGGAUUUCCUCCGCAACCUGGGGCCCAGUUUUAAGGCCCUUGGUGGGAUAUGCCAAAAGCACAUGCAAGAGAAAAACAUGAAGCACUGAGAAAGAUGGACAUGGGAAUUUUCCCUCUUCACCUGAAAGGGAUGACGUGCGGAUAAUCUGGGAAUACCGAAAUGGAAAGUCAGAAAUCUCUCUGAAAUUUUUGUACUAUGCAUUUGGAUGCCUGAUUCAGACAACAAUGAAGUGGAGACUUUGAGAGACUUUGGAUUUUAUGUUCCUGGAAUGUUCAACCACCUGUUUGGUGGGGGA
Molecule: messenger RNA, 2928 nt
Organism: Sardina pilchardus (European sardine)
Lineage: Eukaryota; Metazoa; Chordata; Actinopteri; Clupeiformes; Clupeidae
Gene: cdh26.1
Product: cadherin 26, tandem duplicate 1
Exons: 19
Coding region: 172-2721 (849 amino acids)
Biological process (GO): cell-cell adhesion mediated by cadherin; calcium-dependent cell-cell adhesion; homophilic cell-cell adhesion
Cellular component (GO): adherens junction; plasma membrane; catenin complex
Molecular function (GO): calcium ion binding; cadherin binding
Source: RefSeq, a predicted model, not a curated record